Oreochromis aureus is the source of this 6092-nucleotide messenger RNA. RefSeq names its product collagen type XVIII alpha 1 chain a (gene col18a1a). The record is from RefSeq and is a predicted model, not a curated record. The coding region runs from base 190 to 4884 and encodes 1564 amino acids. Gene Ontology annotation, molecular function: protein binding. Gene Ontology annotation, cellular component: basement membrane. The transcript is spliced from 42 exons. NCBI's taxonomy places the organism in Eukaryota, Metazoa, Chordata, Actinopteri, Cichliformes, Cichlidae.
AACAACACAAGAGGAAACAGAAACAGUAGUUCUAGUUGGAGUGCUAAUGACUUCAAUUUAACAGUAUAUUCACAUGAAAGCCAAGAAGCUUUAUUAACCCCAACUGUAAGUUACAACUCCCUAACGACUAUUGAGGUAUCUAAGGAUCAUCAACAAGUGAAAGUUACUCAUUUACUAAGUGGUAAAUUUAUGGCUAACCAGGAACUUGUAUCUAGCCAAGCAUUACAGAUUAGCAAAGCUCCACUUGCCAGCCAGGUACUUUCUACAACGAAAUCCCCCCAAAUCUUUAAAAGACAACCACAAAUAGAUAGCAAGAGCCCAGACACGAACUUAAAAUCUAUAGAUGUCCAACCCAAUAAAUCACUGAUAAUAAGCCAGAAAACUGGUCACAUCCCAGAUGCUACUCAGUCAACAAUAAGUGAGAAAAAACUGAACCAAGCAACCUUGUUCAGCCAGACAGUUGCAGUUAGUGAGCCAACAACUAUAAAACAGCCAGAAGCAGGUAGGCCAGCACUGGAUGCUGAAUCCCCACAAUGCUUGUUGCUAGACACCGCUCUUCCUUUCUGCUCCUCCAUGGCUGGACGACGGUUUGUCGUGCCCAAUUACUUCAACCAGAGCAGUGUGGAGGAAAUCCAAGCACUCCUCAAUGAGUGGGCUUGGCUGUUGAAUUCUCAAUGCCAUCAUAGUGUGGAGUGGUUUUUCUGCCUCCUUUUGGUACCAAAGUGUGGCUCUCUGGCCCCGCUGCCUGUGUUACCUUGCCAGAGUUUCUGCGAAGUCUUGCGGGACAGUUGCUGGACGCUCCUGGAUGAGGGACGCCUCCCUGUGGAGUGCCACACUCUACCUGAUGAGGAGGAUGAUGGGUAUCAGUGCUUGUCAGUUAGUAACCAGAAAGAAGACAGCGGAGUCUCCCUGCUACAACUGAUUGGAGAUCCUCCUCCGAGUGAGAUCACCCAAAUCUAUGGACCAGACAACACCCCCAGUUUUGUCUUUGGACCGGAUGCCAACACGGGCCAGCUGGCACGGGCCCACCUCCCGAACCCAUUUUACCGAGACUUUUCCCUCAUUUUCAACCUGAAACCCACCACUAACCAGGGCGGGGUCAUCUUCUCCAUCACGGAUGCUCGGCAGAGUAUCAUGCAUGUGGGAGUUAAGCUGUCAGCCGUGCAGAACAACAACCAAAAUGUCAUCCUGUACUACACCAAGCCCAAGUCAGCGCGGUCCUUUGAGGCAGCCAGGUUCCUCGUGACCUCCAUGACGGACACCUGGACCCGUUUUUCUCUUGCAGUGAUGGACAACAAGGUGCUAUUCUACUUCAACUGUGACACAGACCCUCAGGUGGUGCACAUCGAGAGGUCAACGGAGGACAUGGAGCUGGAGAGUGGCGCUGGGGUCUUUGUUGGGCAGGCUGGAGGAGCGGAUCCUGAUAAGUUCCUGGGUGUGAUCGGUGAGCUGAGGGUGGUGGGGGAUCCCUUUGCUGCCAACAGGCACUGUGAGGAGGAUGAAGAUGACUCAGACAUGGCUUCAGGGGAAGGAAGCGGUUAUGUGGAAACCAGACCCCCAAGACCAGGCACGGAAAAACACACAUGGACGACGGCUCGUCCAACUUUGAGGCCCAUUCCGCACCCACCGAUGACCAGGAAUGAUGAGACUGCAAGGGACUCCCAGUACGUUUCACUUUCUGUGGAGUCCAGCCCCGCCCUUCGUGGGCCACAAGUCGAGGCUAAAGGACAGAAGGGCGACAAAGGGGACAGAGGGGAGAAGGGAGAGAGGGGUCCAGCUGGGCCGAAGGGAGAAGCAGGCUCUGGCUCCAGCUCAAGGAGUGGAUCCCGUGGAGAAAAGGGAGAAUCUGGGACAAAGGGAGAAAAGGGCAGCGCAGGCUUUGGCAAUAAAGGUGUAAAGGGCGAGCCAGGCCCACCUGGACCCCCGGGGCCCCCUGGUCCUCCAGGACCUGCACCCGAGCAUACAGUUGGCAGUGACGGCUCAGUUUCGAGAGUUCCCGGACCCAGAGGACCACCUGGAGCACCGGGCCCCCAGGGCCCUCCAGGAGCUGAUGGAGAGCCAGGCGAUCCUGGUGAGGAUGGAAAAACUGGUGCUCAAGGACCUCCAGGCUUCCCUGGAACCCCAGGAGACUCUGGAGCCAAAGGAGAGAAGGGAGACCGUGGAGAAGGCCAUCCAGGCCCGAGGGGGCCUCCAGGUCCUCCAGGACCCCCAGGACCAGGAUUCAGAUCUACCUUUGAGGAUAUGGAGGCCUCAGGAUUCCCUGAUCUGGAAUCUAUUCGGGGUCUACCUGGGCUACCAGGUCCCCCAGGCCCCCCCGGACCUCCUGGUCUUCCAGGCCCCUCUACAGCUGAAACAGCAUCGAGUUCUGCAGCAUUCGGACCACCAGGAAAAGAUGGGGCACCUGGUAAACCUGGCUUGCCUGGCAUACCGGGUACUGAUGGCAAACCAGGAGCUCCUGGUCCCAACGGGGAGAAGGGUGAUGCUGGCGAGCUGGGUCUUCCAGGAGCAAUUGGAGAAAAGGGUGCUCAAGGCGAACGUGGUUUACCAGGAACUCAAGGAGAGCCAGGAUUAGCUGGUCUGCCUGGACCCAGGGGACCAGUUGGGCCUCCUGGACCUCCCGGGCCUCCUGGACCAAGUUAUCGAGUUGGAUUUGAUGACAUGGAGGGCUCUGCUGGUGGUUUCAAUGGACGUCCUGGCAUCGGAGGACCAGAUGGAAUACAGGGUCCUCCUGGAUUACCUGGACUUCCAGGUAACCCCGGCUUGCCCGGCAGACCAGGUGAGAAGGGUGAUGAAGGUCCUGCUGGAAGAGAUGGGCAACCAGGCCUGGAUGGCUUCCCUGGACCUCCGGGGUCAAAGGGUGACAGAGGAGACAAAGGAGAGAGGGGUGAACCAGGUCGAGAUGGAACUGGACUACCCGGUCCACCAGGUCCACCUGGACCACCAGGACAAAUCGUCUACCAGACAUCAGGCAAUUUUGAUGAAGUCGUUGGCAGAGCUGGUCCUCAGGGUGGGCCUGGUUUACCUGGUCGAGCUGGAUUUCCUGGUCCCAUGGGGCCAAAAGGUGACCGAGGAGAUCCUGGUCCUCCAGGCUAUGGUGAGAAGGGUGAAAAAGGUGAGCCAGGCUUGGUUAUUGGCCCUGAUGGAAAUUUUCUGAAUUUGGCACAGCUAGCUGGUCCAAAGGGAGACAGAGGACUUCCAGGACCUGUUGGGCCCCCUGGACCAUAUGGGCCUCCUGGACUGAAAGGUGAAAUUGGAAUGCCUGGAAGACCUGGUCGUCCUGGGAUAAAUGGAUAUAAGGGUGAGAAAGGAGAGCCAGGGGUUGGAUCUGGCCUUGGCUACCCUGGAGUGCCUGGCCCUCCAGGACCACCUGGGCCACCAGGACCCCCUGGCCCAGCCAGUCCUUUAGACCGUUUCAAUCGGUAUGAUGAAAGGAAUUAUCCAGCAAUUAAAGGAGAAAAAGGAGAGCGUGGUGAGCCUGGACUUCCAGGGAUCCCAGGAGCAUCCUCUAAUGUUGAUAUCUACACAUUCAGGAAUGAACUGAAGGGAGAGCGUGGAGAACCAGGUGUCAAGGGAGAAAAAGGAGAGCCCGGUGGUGGAUAUUAUGACCCACGAUUUGGAGGAGUACAAGGACCUCCAGGACCACCUGGCCUCCCAGGUCCAAAGGGAGAUUCUAUAAUUGGGCCACCUGGACCAUCUGGACCAACAGGGCCACCAGGAAUUGGUUAUGAUGGUCGUCCAGGUCCUCCAGGACCACCUGGACCUCCUGGACCCCCGGGGUCCCUUUCAGGAUCAUAUCGUCCCAAUUAUUCUGUCAGUAUCCCUGGUCCUGCUGGUCCUCCUGGCCCACCUGGAGCUCCUGGACUAUCCUCUGGAGUGACUGUUUUGAGAUCAUAUGACACAAUGAUUGCUACGGCCAGACGUCAGGAAGAGGGCAGCCUCAUCUACAUCAUAGACAGAGCAGAUCUUUAUUUGAGAGUACGCGAUGGAGUGCGGCAAGUCAUGCUUGGAGAGUACAAUCCUUUCUUCAGAGAGCUGGAGAAUGAGGUGGCAGAAGUCCAACCUCCACCUGUGAUUCUAUACCCAGAGUCCCAGGACCAAUCCCAAAACAACGGAGCAGGCCAUUACUCUGAGGGUUUCACCUUGAUAAAACCCAUUGAACCUCCAGCACCCACACCCGCCGACCCUCGAUACUUUCCAAAGUAUGAGCCCAGAUUCCCAGACCAGACACACACGGGUCAUACCGAUGGAAGAUUUGCCACCCAGCAGACAGAAAGCAGAUUCCCUGUCACUCCUCAACGACAACCCGUCCCCCCUGUGCUGGAGCCUGCUGGCCGUUUUGACGUACAUGGAUCAGGACUCCACCUCAUCGCCUUGAACAGCCCUCACACCGGUAACAUGCGAGGGAUUCGUGGGGCAGACUUCCUGUGCUUCCAGCAGGCUCGCGCUAUCGGCCUGAAGGGAACAUUUAGAGCCUUCCUGUCCUCUAAGCUUCAAGACCUCUACACCAUCGUCCGCAGGUCGGACAGGGACAGCAUCCCCAUAGUAAACCUCAAGAACCAAGUGUUGUUUAGCAGUUGGGACUCUCUCUUUGGUGACAAUGUCAGCACAAUGAGGGAAAACGUACCGAUCUACUCCUUUGAUGGUAGAGACAUCCUCAGGGAUAGCGCUUGGCCUGAAAAAAUGGUCUGGCACGGAUCAAGCAAGAAAGGCCACCGGCAAACAGACCAGUACUGCGAAACGUGGCGGAUUGGCGACCACGCUGUGACUGGUCUGGCAUCAUCACUACAUAGCGGCCACCUCUUGCAGCAAACCCCUAGCAGCUGCUCCAGCUCCUACAUCGUCCUUUGCAUUGAGAACGCCUUCACAUCACCCUCCAAAAAAUAAUUAUGUCCAUUCUUCUGCUUUUUAAAUUUUUUUUUAAUUUUAAUAAUUCUGGGCCCUAGCUAAACAUCCAUUUUACAUCCAAGCAGACAUGUUUUGUUCUUAAUACCCUGAUAACACAGCUUGUGAACACGUGGCAUCCAAUGAACUGGCCCAGCGGCACUUCGCCCGGCAGGGAGACUUUGCAUUGUCUGCUCCUCCCCUCCAUACACGCCAAAGAGAUGGGUCAAACAGAGGGGUGUUGGUCCCUUUUCUCGGGGGCAUUGGCACAUAUUUUCUUCAAGGGGCAGAACAACAGCAGAGAACCUAAAAGCCUUCUCAAAUUUUAGCCCUUUUUAAAAAUCUGUAUAUUACAUGUUUUUAAUUUGUGCUUUUUUAUGUUAUCAGUGUUUUACCUUUUGUUAAAAAAAAUGCUAUAUCCAUUUUUUUUCUCCAUAUCAUAGGUAUUGAUGAUUUUCACAUUUUUUUUUUUUUUUCUUCCGAAUUCUUGUUUGGAAUUGUGGGUUGUGAUGGGGUACAGCAAACUUUCAAGGACUAUCUUAAUUUGAAAUAAGAUAAUAGAUAUUUAUUUUUAAAUGAAGUAUAAAAAAUGGAAAAUUAAAAAAUGCUAAAUACCCUCAUUUAUAAUCUAUAAAAUAUGGAACAUUUAAAAAAAAUCUUCUGUAAAGAGCCUGUGCCUUAUUACACACACGGAAAAGCUUUACACAAUAAGCUCAUAUACUUCUUUUGUAUUCGUUCUGCUGAUAGCCGAGCAUUAGAACAGUUUUUGCCCAGGUGCACUCAGAUGCAGGUUUUUCACACUAAAGUUUAAACCGUCACGACACUCCUUUUUUGAAUAAUCAUGUACCCAGAGGGCAAGAUUCUUUCUCACAGAAAUUGAGCCUGAUGAUUCUAAAGUGAUUAUAUCCCCCUUUUCGUCUUUCCACCUUAUAAAAUCCUAUCUGCGAUUAAGCUGGAAAUGAUUAGCUUGCUGCUAAUCUUUGUUGGAGUGAUUGCUGUCUCAGGAAGUGGAAAACCAGAAUAAUGAAAACUUUUUUUUUGGCCUUGUCUUAAAUUGCAGAGAGUAACGGCAUUAAUGCUACCGCUGUCUGCAACAAACCUGUGGAUAUCCGUGUUUUUUGUUGUUUUUUUUUGGUUUUGUUUUAUUAUUAUAACUGUGCUGUACUGUUUCUCCCAGGCACUGAAUUAAAGUCUUUUUUUUCAACCAGUAA